UAGAGCACGUGCUUUCAUCAAGUACAACCAUGUCUAUUUGUAAUUCUUCCUCUUCCUCCAUAGCCCUUUUGUUGUUCAGUGUAUAUGGUAGGAGAGCAUACAGUGUGGCGGUGGACAACGUGAAAGUAGGGUCGGCCACCAUGACGAGGAAGACGGCGGAGGAGAAGGUGGAAGGUGUGGCUGCGGGAAAAGAUGUUUUCUGGAUGAAAGAUCCCAAAACCGGGAAUUGGCUGCCGGAGAGUCACUUCGAUCAGGUGGAUGUUGUCGAGCUCCGGCAGAAAUUACUGUCCAGCAAUGUAGCCCCCAAAUCUUGAAGUUAAAUAAAUAAUACACCCUCUUUCAUAUAUAUUUUUAGUAAUACAGAUUUUUAUCAUUUAUGUGAUUUGUACUAAAAAUUAUAUAAAUAAUUAUAAUAUAG
Molecule: messenger RNA, 418 nt
Organism: Oldenlandia corymbosa var. corymbosa
Lineage: Eukaryota; Viridiplantae; Streptophyta; Magnoliopsida; Gentianales; Rubiaceae
Source: the annotation of a GenBank genome assembly